Messenger RNA from Racocetra persica, 191 nucleotides. The record is from the annotation of a GenBank genome assembly. NCBI's taxonomy places the organism in Eukaryota, Fungi, Glomeromycota, Glomeromycetes, Diversisporales, Gigasporaceae.
AUGAAUGACCUAACUUCUGAACAAAUUGCCAAUCACGAACUUAUCGCCCAAGUACUCCAAGAAUUUCGCGAAUUAUAUGAAAGCAAAGAAACUCCUGCCCCGGAAACUAAGCCAACUGUUCCCACCGAAUCUCCGUUGGAAAGACCUGCCCCUAAGCCGUUAAGUGAGCAAACCCAGGAAGAUUUAGUCCA